Messenger RNA from Neogale vison (American mink), 369 nucleotides. RefSeq names its product histone H2B subacrosomal variant-like. Gene Ontology annotation, molecular function: protein heterodimerization activity; structural constituent of chromatin; DNA binding. The coding region runs from base 1 to 369 and encodes 122 amino acids. The record is from RefSeq and is a predicted model, not a curated record. The transcript has a single exon. Gene Ontology annotation, biological process: nucleosome assembly. Gene Ontology annotation, cellular component: nucleosome. NCBI's taxonomy places the organism in Eukaryota, Metazoa, Chordata, Mammalia, Carnivora, Mustelidae.
AUGGCCAGAUCCAACACCAAAAAGAACAAGUGCUCCAGAGGACAUCGAAGCCCAAUCUCCAAAAAGAGAUCACAUUCCAGCACUGAUUUUGGCCAUAGAAAUUAUUCACUGUACGUUAACAGGGUCCUAAAAGAAGUGGUUCCCCAGAGGAGCAUAUCAUCUCGCACCUUGGACAUCAUGAACACCCUGAUCAAUGACAUCUUUGAGCGCAUUUCUAUGGAAGCCUGCAGCCUGAUGUGUUUCAGAAAUCGCUGUACCCUCACCCCUGAAGAUAUCCAGAAGGCAGUGUACUUGCUCUUGCCUGGGAAACUAGCUAAGUAUGCAGUGGCUUUUGGAAAUGAAGCUGUCCAAAGAUAUGUCCGCUCCUAA